GACGUAUUCUGCUCACAUGGGAUCGAACCCUUACGGUUACGAUUGCGGUUCCGGUUACAGAUCUAUUCUGCGUUGGCCUUAAAGCAACCUACGCAACGCAGACUUUUCGGAACCUAUUGGAAGAGGCCUUAACGAAAAUUUUCUAUUGCGGAGUCAACCUUACAUACAACCUAUAACGGAUAUAUUUUUUCAAAUAUAAUAAGCCAUUAUUGAAGUCUGCUGUCAUUAAUAUAUUGUUUACUCGUGAAGUUUGUGUUGAAAAAAUAAUAAAAACAAAAAGAAAAAAGUUGAGGAUAUCGUAAAUAUUAUAUUAACAAAAAUGUUUCUUUAUAUCACAGGUAAUAUUUAUAAGUUAAUAGUGCAUUAUGAGUUUUGAAGAUAUAGAAAUUAACGAGAAGAAAAAUAUACUGCCGAGUCAUAGUUUUGCAAUAGUCAAUUCCACUUAAUGCACAUUAUAUUUAUUAAGAAUUAAUUUAAUUAAAUAUUCUUUUAAGAACAAACAAAUAAUGUCAAACAUCGACAGCCGGGGUAUUAAACGCGGCAAUUGUUCUUGUGGCGAAUGCGAUGAGUUCACCGUACACGUGGGUGCUGCUUCUUCAAUGAUUUGUGGCUAUUGUGGUUGCUUCCCAACAAAGCACGCAAAAUUAGAUGAGAAGAAUUCGAAUGAAAAUUUUGGUUCGACUGUGCACACCUCUGACAACGGUAUUCAAGGCGCGGAAAAGGAAAUAGUUUUUUCCAAAAAUACAACAGAUGACACUGAAGAAGAUCGAGUUGAAAAUAUAGGAGUGGAUAUUGAAGAUGAUAAUCAAUCAAACUCGUCAUCAAUAAUCGAAGAAGAACACAAUGAGAACCAUAGUGAGAACGAUUAUUCCAAUCUUCCAGAAGAAGUCCAAAAUCAACUGGUAAACAUUGGGGAAAUAAUCCCUCAAAAUUUCAAUGAUGAUUAUUAUGAAGACAUAAUGAAAGAACUAUUCGAAACAAAAAUCGAAAAGGUUAAGUUCUGUAAAAUAGUUAGAAUUAUUGCUGACAAGUUAAUUGACGCGAAAAGAACCUCUACAAGUGACAUUCUACAAGCAGCAAUUAUCUCGAGUAAUAGAUUUCCAGGUCUUCAAGGAAAGAACGGUAUACCUCAUAGAAGAAUAGAAAUACGCUUAAAAACUUGUUUAAAGAAUAAAAGAAACCGAACUAAACAAAUAAUGCAUGAAAAUAAAGGUAAAAAGACGAAUGAAAAUUCGAACGAUUGUGAUGAGCAAACUUUGGAAAUAAAUUUAGAGAUGUUAAUAGAGGAAUUCGGAAAAACUCCUAUCAAUGUCAGUAAAAUGAAGAAGUUGCUUGAAAAAACUCGAAAUCUAAGAACAAGCGAGGCUAAAACUAAAACGGCGAAGCAAAUGCUGGAAAAGUAUCCAAUUUUACAGGAAACUAAAUUUCUUCUUUGGGAAUUCGGCCAAAUAGUCAACUUGUCAGAAAACAUAAUGAAAAACAAUUUGACAAACGCUUUGCCAAAAUUGUUAGCAAUUCUCCCAAAUGUUGAUGACGAAUCUGUUACCGAAAUGAUGUUUUUGAAAAAAAUUGAUUUCUUUUUUCCAUCUGCAAAAAAGAAAUCUAUCCGUAAGAAACGUAAAAUCGUUGAAAUUCUUAAGGAAUCUGAUGGCGAGAGUAUUUCCGAUGUUCCAACAACAGAUAAAGCUCCUUACUUAAUCAUCUUCGAUGACAAUGAUGAGACAGUAAAAUGUUACGUGGAUGCUGAGCCUCUUUUUGUCGAGAAACCUGUAGAUGCUAUUCUAUUACUUUUAGCAACAUACUGGGUUUUUGAUAUUGAUUUCGACAAAGAUUUUCAUCAACAAACAUUAUUAUUAUGCCUAAUAGUUUUUGUCGAACAUGCUCAACGCAUCCUGGGACCAUACGGAAUUGAAUCCAUAACCGUAAACAACAUUUUGUCAAAAGCUGGCUUAUAAAAAGACUACCAAAUUUUAGUAAUUUUCUUACCGAAUAUUUUAAUAUUUGUUACAGGUUUAAAAGUCUUAAUAUUUUUAAAAAUAGAGACAAAAUAUUUUCUUUGUGUUUUAUAAUUUGUUAGUUUUAUGUGGUAAAUAUUUAUUUUAAAAAUGUUUUAAACAUUUUUUCAAUUUUUUUUUUUUUUUUUGAAGUCUUCAAUGUUUUAAUAUUAUAUAAGAGAAUUUAAAUAUUGUUUACCAAAAAUGUGUCUUCACUUUUCAGUAUUAUGUAUUUCGUAAUAUUUUA
Molecule: messenger RNA, 2241 nt
Organism: Leptopilina heterotoma
Lineage: Eukaryota; Metazoa; Arthropoda; Insecta; Hymenoptera; Figitidae
Exons: 7
Coding region: 507-1955 (482 amino acids)
Source: RefSeq, a predicted model, not a curated record